Messenger RNA from Sporothrix schenckii 1099-18, 2877 nucleotides. RefSeq lists its product as uncharacterized. The record is from RefSeq and is a predicted model, not a curated record. Bases 1 to 2877 code for a protein of 958 amino acids. Lineage: Eukaryota; Fungi; Ascomycota; Sordariomycetes; Ophiostomatales; Ophiostomataceae. The transcript has 2 exons.
AUGGCAGACAUGACGAGCCCGCACCCGCGGCGAGACCCUGAGAGCACGGCUGCCGGCUCUGGCCCUGUGUCUCGGUCCGGGACUUCAACACCACUUCCUCCUACCACCCAACAAGGCGCCCCCGACAGUGCGUUGCAGUGCUGCUGCGGACAGGUUGGCUGCGUCUAUUUGCAGCACAACUGCACGGUGCUGGAGAGCGUCGAGAAUGACGUCCGUACAGCCGCCAAACUCGGUCAGUCGCUCCUCGAACGGCACGAAGCGUACAUGGCCGAUGCCGAACGCGACCGUGCCGAGUUGGUCAAACGCAUUGGUCAGCUUGAGAUGGACAAAAAGGAGCUCGAGGCCGAAAAUGCAAAGAAGAUUCAAGAGAACCGGGCCCUGCUCGACCAGCUCGAGACCCUGAACACGACGGCAUCGGACUCGGACACCCACAUCAAGAUGCUCGAGGCCUCGCUGCAGUCGUCCCAGCAAAUCAUCCGCCGCCUGGAGGGCGCCGCCGAGCGAGCGGAGGACAUGGAACGCCACUUGGCCGUCCUCGAGGCUGAGCAGGCCACGCUCCAGAACAACCUCAUCACGUCCGAGUCCGAGGCCCGGUCCGCCGUCCAGCGCUGGAAGCGCGCCGAACGGGGCAUCGCUGACCUGCAGUAUCAGCUCGACAUGAUGGAAAAAGAGUCUCGUGAAGAACAGGCACGCCACAAGGAGGUCAUGGGCCGCAUGGAACGCCAACGUGCUGUCGAAAAGGAGCUGAAUACGGCUGCCGGUCGCCUCAAGGGUGCCGCAGCGACGAAAUCGCUGCACGAUGCCAAGAGCAACAAUGCCGGCAGUGCCGUCGUUUCCCACUUUGUGCGCGACCUGCUGCAGGACAAUGCGAAUCUUCAGCUCGGUAUGGCCGAGCUGCGCGACAUGCUCAUGACGUCCAACGACGAGAUCCAAGCACUGCGCGACCAGCUCAUGUUCCACCAGCCACUGGUGGAGCACGAUGCGAGCGCCGCAUCCACAUUGCGUGCCGAGCUGGAGACGGAUCAUCUGCCCCAAAGUCCAGAGCCGUACGACGCGGGCGACAGGGGCCGGCACGAUCCUCGCGACCCCAACGACGCACUAGAAGCCAUUGACGCGUCCAUCACGAUAUCCACGCCGUCCACGCCACAGCCGGGGCACCAUCAGCCAUCAUUGUCGCAGGAAUUCCACAUUCACCAUCACCACUACCACGUCAACAGCAAGAAGAUGGACAUGAAGAAACCCAAGAAGAAGCGCACUGGCCUGACCCCGACCGUCUUCACGCCGCCGCCAGCUACCUUGUCUACGCCUUCCACCCCCCUCUACCGGCCGUCUCUGCCAUACCAGCAGGACGCCUUGUCUGCCACACCAGGCUCGAGCCCACCGACGCGCCACUCCCACCACCUCAGUAGAGAUUCGAUUUCGACGGCCAUGUCCGGCCCAUCCAAUCGGUGGUCCAUGUUCUCCGACCAGCCGUCCGACUUUAGUAUGUCUUCGGUACCCAGCUCGCCGCGUAUUGACCCACGCCAAUCUGUAUUCGACCGCUCGCUACUGUCGGAUGCAUCGAUGCCCGUGUCUCCGACAACAAGUGUGGAUCCACUGUCUCCGACUUGGCGCUCAUCUAGUCGCAUGCCCAACCUUGACGAGAACCAGAUCGCGUGCGGAUUCCCUCAACCGCUCUCUUUCUCGUCUCCGGCUCCAUCGGAUCAGCCAGCGCAACCGCUACCUCAGCUACCUGAACCGAUCAUGGAAGACGACGAAUACGCUGUUUCUGCUGAGGACCAUGACGUGGCUGCCGCAGUGCAUGACGAAGCGCAGUCGGACGCAGGUCACAGUAUCGACGACGUGCCCGACUUUGCAUCGAACGCAACUGGCACUGCCGACGAAUCGGCCCUGUCGGAAGCAGAAGCGACGACGCCGAAGCCGACCCAGCCUCUGUCGUUCCCAAACGACGAUGACGUGGUAGAAUCCGGCGAAGACGAAGACGUCCACUUUGCGCUUCCCAGCCGGCAUCACCGGCCACUGCAUCGUGCCGUGUCCCACGAGUCCAUCAUCUCCUUGCAGGGCGGCCUCGAUAUCCACACCCUCAAGACACGCCCGAGCCAGCUCACUCUGCGCCCGCUGGGCACGGCCAUGGCCGACACGGGGCUCAGCUCCAUCACGGCCCGUCCUGUGAUCACCCGCGCCAGCCCAGAUACGCUGAAGAGCAACAACAUGCUACGAGGCAAUCUUUCUCUCGGCGUUCCGGCCGCCCGCACGUCUCGCGUUGUGUCCAGCCCGGUGACGGCAGCCACCACGUCUGCCAGCGCCUCGUUGUCGACCGUAUCCCAAGCGGCCGCCACCCUCUCUGGCGCUCGUAAACUGGGCAAGUAUGUCGGCUGGCGGCCCUGGGGUGGCGGUGGCACAACCACGACGGCGGCGGCAUCUGCAGCGGCACCCCCCACCCAAGCGGCCACGCCCACGGUUGCGACCGCUGCCGUAGCCACGCCGGCGAUGGCCACCACGACGACGGCGAUGGCAAUCGCCCCGACAGUGUCCGAGCCCACGCCCGGUGCGUCACAGGCAGAAUCGAUUGUGUCAGACACGAGUGCGUCGGACGCUACGAGAUCCGCGACGCCCAUCGCGGUGGCAGUGGACGUUCCCGGAAGGAACAGCAGCAGAGGCCUUUCCAGCGCCAAGAGCACAGUCAACGCAAAGAGCGCCGCCACCAAGGCCAUGCACGAUCUCAGUGUGCUGCGCUCGCCCGGCAUCAACCAGCCAGGCGCCAUCCCGGGCUUCUUUGAAUACUGGGCAUCCCACCAGCGCCGUGGCGUGCCCAGCAAUGUGCACGCGGAUGUGGUCGAUGAAGAGGCCCUGCGGGAAGGUCUGCUUGGGACAUAG